Carcharodon carcharias (great white shark) is the source of this 2143-nucleotide messenger RNA. RefSeq names its product wingless-type MMTV integration site family, member 10a (gene wnt10a). Gene Ontology annotation, cellular component: extracellular region. NCBI's taxonomy places the organism in Eukaryota, Metazoa, Chordata, Chondrichthyes, Lamniformes, Lamnidae. Gene Ontology annotation, molecular function: frizzled binding; cytokine activity. The record is from RefSeq and is a predicted model, not a curated record. Gene Ontology annotation, biological process: canonical Wnt signaling pathway; neuron differentiation; multicellular organism development. The coding region runs from base 437 to 1606 and encodes 389 amino acids. The transcript has 4 exons.
CGCAAAUAACUUCACUCCUCACAACAGGCAUUGAAACUGAUUGUAAAGAGACCAACAGAGGAGUCUUGGUGGAAACGGCAAGUCACUCAUACAGAAUGCGACAGCAGUGAGAGAGAGAGAGAGAGGGGGAGAGAGAACCGACCAAAAAAACAAACAUUGAUCUGACUGAAAUGUACUGAUAGGAAGGAGAACAGCGAGUCAGGAGGGACAUUAGAAGCAGAUUUGGAACGGGACAAAACUGGAGUGGGCAGAGGUUUCGUUGGACAGUGAAGGGGGGUCAGAUAACCGUCCAUCAGAGGUUAAAAGGAAGAUGUGUAGGAAAUGACUGCUUGUGCUUGGCUUGAUUUGGAGGGAGCUGUAUGUAAAGAGUAGCAGGGAAAGGUUACUUUGGGUUCGCCUGGAAGCGUGAGGCGUGUUCACAGACCGGGUGCUGAAGAUGGGACCGCUCGCCUCUCCGUGUACAAUCGCCCUUCUCUCCUUAACCUUUUCCGUGCACAGGGUUCGGUGUAACGAAAUCCUUGGGUUAAAGAUCCCGGUUGACCCUGUCCUAACCGCGAACACGGUGUGCCUCACGCUCUCAAGCCUGACUCGCCGUCAGUUGGAAGUCUGCAUGAAGAAUCCCGAUGUGACAGCUUCUGCGAUCCAGGGAAUCCAGAUCGCCAUCCAUGAAUGUCAGCACCAGUUCCGGGAUCACAGGUGGAACUGUUCCAGCCUGGAGACCAAGAACAAGAUCCCCUAUGACAGUGUGAUCUUCAGUCGAGGUUUUAAGGAGAGUGCAUAUGCUUAUGCCAUUGCGGCUGCCGGAGUGGUUCACGCUGUCUCCAACGCCUGCAGCCUGGGCAAACUGAAAGCCUGCGGCUGUGACGACAAGCGGCGAGGCGACGAGGAGGCCUUCCGCCUCAAGCUCAACCGGCUCCAGCUGGAGGCCCUGAACCGGGGGAAGGGCAUGGUGCACGGGGUGCUCGAGCCUCUGCCUGGUGACCUGCCGGGGCCCCAGGACUCCUGGGAAUGGGGAGGCUGCAGCCCCAAUGUGGAGUACGGCGACAAGUUCUCCAGGGAUUUUCUGGAUUCCCGGGAAACCUACAAGGAUAUCCACUCGCGGAUGAGGCUCCACAACAACAGGGUGGGGCGGCAGAUGAUUGCAGAGAACAUGAAAAGGAAAUGCAAGUGCCAUGGCACGUCUGGGAGCUGCCAGCUGAAGACCUGUUGGCAGGUGACCCCGGACUUCAGGACAGUGGGCUCCCUACUGAAGCACAAGUUCUACAAUGCCACACUGAUCAAGGCCCACAACCGCAACACAGGCCAGGUGGAGCACACCCACCACCACCCACACCGGAGGAAAUCCAGCGCCUGCGAGCUGGUCUUCUUCGAGGAGUCGCCCAACUUCUGUGAGAGCGAGCCCAAGUUGGACUCGGCGGGUACCCAGGGGCGGAUCUGCAACAAGACCAGCCCCGGCCUGGACAAUUGCGAGAGCCUGUGCUGCGGCCGGGGCCACAACAUCCUAAGGCAAACUCGCCGGGAGAGGUGCAACUGCAAGUUCCACUGGUGCUGCUAUGUGGCGUGUGAGGAGUGUCGAGUGACCGAGUGGGUCAGCGUGUGUAAAUAAGGACUGCGGGGGCUUGUGAAAAAAGAAAGGACACAAAAAAAAACCAAGCUGGGAACAAUAUAAACUUAAGAAAAAGGACACAGAUCAGCCAAAGAGAUGUUGGACCCUCAAUUUCUGCACUGCUUUAUUUGGAAGUUUGUGAUUGGAGAAGCGGCAGAGCGAGCUUUCACCCCGCCCCUUCCUUUCCUCGGACUGGGGCCAAAUUAUUUUUCAGAAUUCCCUGGAACGAGGCCGGAAUUUUCUGCCAGUUAACGAAUCGUUUCUCUGGUUUCUUUUCUCUUCGCACCCUUAACAGCGAAAGACGUUGGAACGUUUCACGGAACGGGACUCGGAAGCAGCUCACAAAAUUAAGAGACUCAGGAAUUACUUUUAAACUAAAAAAAAAGUGUGGAGAAGAAAGGAACAGCCAAGAGAAAGAAAGGGGGAGAAAAACACAAAUGUGUAAUUAUUUGUAAUAGUGUGUUCACUUUUUUUUUCUUAUUGCCGUUGUUUAAUGUAUUAUAAGUUAUUUUAAUAUAACGGAUACUUGUACAUUUU